This is a messenger RNA of Prorocentrum cordatum, 537 nucleotides long. NCBI's taxonomy places the organism in Eukaryota, Dinophyceae, Prorocentrales, Prorocentraceae. The record is from the annotation of a GenBank genome assembly.
AUGAUCAGCUACAGCGCUGCGAUCAGGUCGUGCGAGAAAAGGAAGGCGAAGGCAGAGCCCGUUAUCCCCAGCCUCCUUUCUAGUUUACAGCCCUAUGUGGACAGCUGCAGUGUUGCGAUCGGUACGGGCGAGACCAGGACGCCGAAGCUUGGGCCCUUGCUUCCUUGUCACUGCUCUAGCAGCUGCAGUCGCGGGCCGGCGCUGGCGGGGAGUGAGCCCGACACGAUCAGCAUCAGUGCGGUAGCCAAUACGUGCGAGAAGGCCGCUAUCCAGCGGUGGGAGGCCAGCGAGGAGCGGGCGCGGCUCCUGAGGGACGCCGACGCCCUAAGGGGGGUGGGGCCACAGACAGCGACCAGGCCCUUGAGAACGACUAUAUCGGCUGCAGGAGAUCGUUCGGCGCGGCCGAGCGGCGAUUGCAGCAUCAGUGAUCUGCUGGGGCAGCUCGGGGAAGCCACACGUUCGGCGGCGGCGGCAGCGGGUCCCAGUCCCAGUGUCGCUUCGACCGCUGACAAGCCUCCCGACUGUCAGCAGCAGUGA